Messenger RNA from Phytophthora sojae, 1587 nucleotides. RefSeq lists its product as hypothetical. The record is from RefSeq and is a predicted model, not a curated record. The transcript is spliced from 4 exons. NCBI's taxonomy places the organism in Eukaryota, Oomycota, Peronosporomycetes, Peronosporales, Peronosporaceae. The coding region runs from base 1 to 1587 and encodes 528 amino acids.
AUGCGGCGCCUUCCGCUUCAACAACAACAACAGCAACCACAGCAGUCCUCUUCCUCUUCUACCGACGCUGCGGCGGCGGCGGGGGGGGGGGACGAUCUCCUGUCCAAGCUGGACCUGCUGGUCCAGGCGGACGCCAUGAUCAAGCGUCGCCGCCCCAAGGCCCCGUCGUCUCCCACAGGUGACAAGCCGCAACAGUAUCUACGCAGCGGAAUCUGGUCUCGGGCCGAGGAAGAGUACGCUGCAGCCCUCGUGUCCUACUUCCUGGAAGGGCUCCUGGAUCUGCCCGAGGGCAUGACGCUCCGCAAGUUCCUCCGCGUCUCAAUGAAGCUCGGCACAGAGUCUUUGGCCGGCCAGAAAGUCCCACGCAAAGUUGGCGCCUCGGUAUUUGUAGCUGCCCAACCUCCUCCCAGCAUUGAAGUGCGUGAGGAGGUCGACCGCGUUCUAGCCAAGCUCCGAGAUGCCAGCUUCAGCUCUGGCAUACUAAACAGCCACUACACAGACGACAUGGACGACCGAAAGCUCUCCAGGCAGGACGACCACGACAAUGACAGCUACAGCCACCACAUUUACCACCAGAAGUCGUCCGCGUACGAUCGCAAGAGGAAAGGGACACGCAAAGGACUGAAGCCCAAGCGUGGCAAGCCCACCAUCAUCCGUACAGGGUUCGAGACACCUGAAGAGGAGGAACUGGUCUCGUCACUCUUCGAAUACUUCAUGGCCGGCAUGCUCGACAUCCCUGAAGGUACCAGACUUGUGACCUAUCUGUGCCAGCAACUACCUGCCCCGCAGCGCAUGGGCGAGCACAAGUUUCCGGACAAUGUCGGCUCCAUCACGUACCAGCGCAAGGGUGCAAGGCACACCCGCCUCACCGAGCUGCGCUUAGCUCGCGAGGAGGCGCACAAGAACGCCCCUUUUCCGGUGGUGACGCGCGUCAAGAGCAAGCGCAAGUCCAGCGUGGCAAGUGUGUCCAGCACGGGAACAGCCAGCAUUGCCAGCACGUCCUGUGCGCUAUUUCGCCGACGCGGUCCAUGGUCUCACGACGAAGAGGUGUUUGUAGCGGCCCUGAUUUGCUUCUUCAAGGGGUUCCUCGACAUCGCUGAGGGCACCACACUUCGCGCUUUUCUGUCGGAGCGGUUGUGCUGCAACCCGAUGCACAUCUCCAAGAAGCUCGCCAGCGAGUCCAUUGCGGAGAUCCGCAUCCCGAAGAAGCUGGGGUCCUCUAUCUACGUCCGCCACGGUGGUGUGACGAUGGAAGAGCACUUGGAGGCGGAGGAGGAUUUGCAGAAGCUUCAGGACAGGUACAUGAAUUCCAGUACGACAAAGAGCCGCCGCAUGGUCGGCUCCAAACGCCCGCGUCAACCUCGCGUGCGUCGCCCACUGGUCUCCGCAAUCGGAACGGACUCGGACACUGAGAUGGACUCAGACGGGCACAGUGGCGCGUUCAACCGGGGAAUGAGCCCCGAGAAGCUCCAGAAGACAGCGGGGGCUCACUCGCCAGCCCACGAAGCGCGGAGGCAAGGGUUCCAGGCCCCCCACGCUUCUCCGGAGCUAGUGGUGUCAGCCCCGCUCAAGCAGCAACUGGCGUAA